Molecule: messenger RNA, 396 nt
Organism: Colletotrichum abscissum
Lineage: Eukaryota; Fungi; Ascomycota; Sordariomycetes; Glomerellales; Glomerellaceae
Exons: 1
Coding region: 1-396 (131 amino acids)
Source: RefSeq, a predicted model, not a curated record
AUGCAAAUCUCUGCCUCCCUCUCUUUCCUCGCCAUCCUUGGCAUGGUCAGCGCCGCAGCGGAGUGCCCUCGCGGCGGUGGCGGUGACGGACCCUACUUGCACAACAAAUAUCGCGUGGCGCCGACAAGAGUUGGGCAGACGAACACCUACGACUGGGCCGGAACAACCAUCUCCGUCAAGAUGCAGAAGAGCAGGGACUCCUGCGAUCCGGAAGGCGACUGCGACGACGACAUCACUUACAACUUCAAGAACAGAGGCACCAAGUCGAUCCGCGUUCGUAUCGAAGAGAGCUACAAUGAUUUCAUGGGCCUCGUUCUCGCUCCUGGAGCGGACUGCGAUUUGAAUCGCUACUUCACUCGCGGUGCCGGACCUUACCAGAUUUCUUUCGCAAAUUAG